Myxozyma melibiosi is the source of this 1370-nucleotide messenger RNA. Its product is annotated as galactosyl transferase GMA12/MNN10 family-domain-containing protein. Lineage: Eukaryota; Fungi; Ascomycota; Lipomycetes; Lipomycetales; Lipomycetaceae. The transcript has 2 exons. The record is from RefSeq and is a predicted model, not a curated record. Bases 160 to 1239 code for a protein of 359 amino acids. Gene Ontology annotation, molecular function: glycosyltransferase activity. Gene Ontology annotation, biological process: protein N-linked glycosylation. Gene Ontology annotation, cellular component: Golgi membrane.
UGCUCUGCUCUGAUAUCGCUCGAUAGCAGCUGUUGUUGUUUUUGUUUGUUGUUGUUCUUCUUCUUCUUCUACUACUACGCUUCUCUUAUUCUCCUCUUCUUCUUGUCUUCUUGGUGGUCUCGUGCCUAUCCUAGACUGUGUGAUCCGAUCUGCAUCACCAUGCGCCCCCCCCAUCCCAUCAUCGCCGCCUACAUCCUCGCCGGCGCAGUCGCAAGCUACCUCCUCCUCUCCUUCAUCGUCCCCUCCUUCUCCUCCCACAUCGUCCCCCACAGUCUACAAUGGGACCAGCCAGAGUCCAAAGACACGAACCUUGGUGGCGCGGCGAUCACUCCCGCGCCCGCCCCAGCUAUCCCCUCGCCUUCCCCUUCCCCUUCCUCGGCACCCACACCUCCUGCGCCGCUCACGCUUGAGGAGAUCCAGGAAAAGGAAAGUCACCUGCUGGACUCGAUCAAGGGUAUGGCGCGCGACGUGCUCGAGCCAAAGGGAUCAAAGAUCGUCCUUCUGAGCGCGUCGGAUGGGCAUGGGCAUAACAACGCGAUCGCGAACCUGUUUGAGCGCGCGACUUCGAAUCGGCUGCAGUACUGCGCUUUUCAUGACUACGUCUACCAAUACAUCGAUCUCUCGAGAUACGAAGCCGACGGCCGCAGCGCGGUAUGGCACAAAAUCCCCGCCAUCAAAGACACGUUCGACCUCCACCCUGACGCCGAAUGGAUCUGGUGGCUGGACAUGGACGCCAUCAUCAUGACGCCCACGCUCGACCUCGCCAGUCUGGUCCUGAACCCGGACGUGCUCGCGCGCCGCAUCACAUACGGCGAAGACAUCAACGACACAAACGGCAAGCCGACCGGCGUGCGCGUCAACUCCACCCUCGACGUAUCUGACGUUGAUCUCGUGGUCGCGCAGGACUUUAGCUUGAACGCAGGCUCGUUCUUCCUGCGCCGGUCAGACUUCACGUUCGACCUGCUCGACAAAUGGCUCGACCGCGCGAACCCCGAGUUCAAUCAAAACAACGAGCAGGACGCGCUUAAUAGGCUCAUCGUCCAGAACGAAGACAUCCGCAGCCACGUCGGGUUCGUCGAUCUCCGGCUGAUCAACGCGUUUGGGGUUGGCGGCAGGGAUAUGGGCUGGUACCCGGGCGAUUUGGUGGUGCAUUUUGCGGGGUGCUGGGUGCAUAAGGAGUGUAGCAAGCGGUUUGAAAAGUUGUGGCCGCAGCGGCAUACUUUUGAUCGCGAUUUUUGAUUAAGAUAGACUGAGAGUAUAUAGAUAGGAUUGGUCUUCCUCGUUUAUGUUUUUUUGACUAUUUCAUGUGCUUUUUGCGUAUCAUCUCAUUUUGGUUAUUUCAGUAUACAAUGCAUAUCUACACAAGUAUC